Molecule: messenger RNA, 945 nt
Organism: Impatiens glandulifera
Lineage: Eukaryota; Viridiplantae; Streptophyta; Magnoliopsida; Ericales; Balsaminaceae
Product: signal peptidase complex catalytic subunit SEC11A-like
Exons: 8
Coding region: 104-646 (180 amino acids)
Cellular component (GO): membrane; signal peptidase complex
Molecular function (GO): serine-type endopeptidase activity
Source: RefSeq, a predicted model, not a curated record
ACUUUCCUCCAUUUCUUACAGUCUCUCUCGAUUUCACUCUCCUCAAGUUCUCGCCGCCGUAGACCACUGAAUCUUAGCUAUUCCGACCAAGAAAUCUGUAGAAAUGGGGUGGAUCGGAGAGACCAUUGACUCCAUCAAAUCUUUGCAGAUCAGACAAGUUCUCUCCCAAGUCAUCAGUCUUGGUAUGAUUGUUACAUCGGCACUGAUUAUAUGGAAAGGAUUGAUGUGUUUAACUGGUAGCGAAUCGCCUGUUGUUGUUGUGUUAUCUGGAAGCAUGGAGCCAGGAUUCAAAAGGGGUGAUAUUUUAUUCCUUCAUAUGAACAAUGAUCCAAUCCGUGCAGGAGAAAUAGUUGUAUUUAAUGUUGAUGGACGUGAAAUUCCAAUUGUUCAUCGAGUGAUAAAGGUUCAUGAGCGUCAAGAGACUGGUGAUGUUGAUGUUCUUACUAAAGGUGAUAAUAAUUUUGGAGAUGACAGACUUCUGUAUGCUCAAGGUCAGCUUUGGCUGCAUAGGAAACAUAUUAUGGGAAGGGCUGUUGGGUUCUUGCCUUAUGUUGGAUGGGUGACAAUCAUUAUGACAGAGAAGCCUAUAUUUAAGUAUAUACUGAUAGGUGCCCUGGGACUGCUUGUAAUAACCUCUAAGGAGUAAUAAACAAUGUCAAAGUCAUGAAGAAGAAGAUUGAUCCAACUACUCUUUUUCUUUUCUUUUUUUCUUUUUUUGUUGGUUUUUACCCCUCAGAAUUUGUAGCACCUAGCAGCAUUUGCAGAAAAACUCUUCUUUCGGUCUUGAUGUGAUGAAGGAUUAGAAUGGCUUGAGUAGUAAUUUGUUAGACUUGGGAUUAAUGGAAUGAGUAAUAGACAAUACUGUUAAAUGAGUAAUACAAGAGAGAAUACAAAUGAAUUGUUUGAUUAAUUAUUAUAGUAAACUUAUAAAGUAUUUCUAAGUAU